This is a messenger RNA of Prunus armeniaca (apricot), 453 nucleotides long. Lineage: Eukaryota; Viridiplantae; Streptophyta; Magnoliopsida; Rosales; Rosaceae. The record is from the annotation of a GenBank genome assembly.
AUGAAUGUAGCGGAACGAGGUCGGCCUUAUCCCCACACUUUCUCUAAUGCUUGGACUGGGAAGAUAUCGGCUCAAGGCAGCAACCGCCAGGCUUGCCGAAGGGUCCCCUUCAUCAACGGCCGAGAAGGAAACAUUAACUUACGACUCCGAAAUCGAUCUACGAGGCGGACUGCCCUUCUUACUUGGUUUGAGUUGUAUUAUGGCCUAUUAACGAUACUCAGGCAGAAGGAAAAAGAAAGGGGUUUACAGUCGGAACCACAUAAAACAAAGCUUAACCUUAGGGGCCCUAUGAAACGUACGGGCGAACCGAAGCUCAAGCCCGCACUACACCAGUCCCAUUCAGCUACGCAACAAGCCAAAGCACGCCUAGCGCGCUCUGCAACCUCACACGCAGGACCUCAGAGAAGCGCCACGAGCGGAAGGGGGAGGUUACUAACCAACUGGAGCAACUAG